UGUCAACAGGGGGCUUGUAUUUUACUUGGGUUACUUAAAAAUAUAUAUAUACUGAGUUAUCUGAGCUUUGCUUUAAUUUAAUGAUUAACAGGCAGAAACUUUAAAUGAUCCAAGUGCAACAAAACUGAGUAACCUGCAUCAUGUCCGAAAAACCAAUUUGCAUUGCUGACUUUGAGGAACAUGCUAAGAAAUUUCUUCGAAAAUCUGUGUAUGACUACUAUAAGUCCGGAGCUGAUGAUCAGCAGACCUUAGCUGAAAAUGUAUCUGCAUUUUCAAGGUUAAGACUGUACCCUCGGAUGCUGAAGAAUGUGUCUGCUCUGGACCUGUCGACUUCCAUCUUGGGCCAGAAACUCAGCAUGCCAAUAUGUGUAGCAGCGACAGCCAUGCAGUGCAUGGCUCAUGCAGAUGGAGAAAUUGCAACCGCCAGAGCUUGCAGAUCAAUGAGAACGGGAAUGAUGCUGAGUUCGUGGUCCACAACAUCUAUAGAAGAAGUUGCCCAGGAGGCUCCAGAGGCAAUUCGCUGGUUGCAGCUCUAUAUCUAUAAGGACCGUGAAGUCACCAGGUCCUUAGUGAAGCGAGCAGAAAAAGCUGGAUACAAAGGCAUCUUUGUGACUGUAGAUACACCGUUUCUUGGGAAACGCUUAGACGAUGUGCGCAACAAAUUUCAGCUUCCCCCGAAUCUCAGAAUGAAAAAUUUUGAAACGAAUGACCUGGCAUUUUCAUCGGAGACGGGCUAUGGCGAAAACAGUGGCCUGUCUGUUUAUGUAGCAGAGGCAAUUGAUCCAUCAAUCAACUGGGAGGAUAUGAAGUGGCUCAGAGGAUUGACUUCGCUGCCAAUUGUUGCCAAAGGCAUCCUUAGAGCCGAUGAUGCUCGAGAAGCAGUGAAGCAUGGCGUAAAUGGGAUCCUGGUGUCAAAUCACGGUGCGCGCCAGUUGGAUGGAGUUCCAGCCACCGUUGAGGUCCUGCCUGAGAUCAUGGAGGCUGUGGGAGGAAAAGUGGAGGUCUUCCUAGAUGGUGGAGUAAGAAAAGGCACAGAUGUCCUCAAGGCCCUCGCCCUUGGAGCCCGAGCUGUGUUUGUAGGAAGGCCUGUAAUCUGGGGACUCGCCUAUAAGGGUGAAGAAGGUGUGAAGGAAGUUCUUAAGAUAUUGAAAGAAGAGUUCCAGUUAGCAAUGGCACUUUCUGGUUGUCAGAAUGUGGAAGCAAUAGACAGAACAUUGGUGCGGAGAGACCCAUGGGCUGCCUCCAAGAUCUAGCCGUGUUUGCUGCCGCCGCUGUAACUUGUCCAGUUGGUUACAAAUUAUUUGACAGCAAACUGCAAAGUGAAUUUAUGCCUCCAGUACAGGUUUAGGCUGGGUUAACAGGCCUAAUAUUCCACAAAUAUAUAUCAAAUAUAUCAAGGCAUCAUUUUAAUGCCUAAAGUAGGGUAUUGGAAAAUAUUGGCAAUACCUUGAUAGAUAAGUUUAUAUCCUUUUCAUUAUUAUCCAGUGUUCAGUCAUUUGCAAUGAAAUGUGAGUACUUAUUGCCCAAAUAAGAGCCGGCAUUGUUCUUAGAUGGGCUGAUCUAAAUACAUCAUUAAUUACCAAAGUUGCACAUUUUCUGAUGGGAACUGCUGAACUGCAGUUGCACAGAUAUUAGUGGUGUUGCUUUGAAGUUGUUGGCUUGCAUGACUGGGAGCGGCUGAGCUGCUAAAACGCUAAGCAGAUGUUUGGAUGGUGCAUUCGAUGAAAAGAACGGUUCCAGUGUGAAGGCUGAAAGAUACCUCUUUGCCAUUGCUUUUAACUAUCUAAUCCUACCCAAGCUGGGCUCUAAACAUAGCAACCUGAAUUAACUCUACCCUUGGCAGCUGUGAAUACAGGAAGGCAAUAUGGGUUUGCUAGAGUUUUGGCAAGCUGAAGAUCUGGGGAAAUGGAGGUGCGGGAAAGGCCUUUUUACAUGGUACACACCUAGCUACACUGAAAACUAGUUAUAUCAGGGGAGAGGAAACUCAGGCCCGGGUGGUGGGGGUGGUCCAGGCCUCUUUUUCAAACCCUCAGGCCUUGGCCCAGGCCACACUUCUCAUGGGCCUAUUCUGCACCCUCCUGGAUGGAAUGCAGAGGUGUGCAGUGACAUUUUCCAUAGGGGACCUGUUAGGGCCAGAGGCACCAUCUUGUGAGGUCAAUUGGGGCUGGGGUGCUGACAUCACAUGUGGGAGCAUUACACCUCCCUCCUAAGCUGGACGGAAGCUUCCCAGACUAUGGGAAGGAGGCCCCCGGACUCUUGACAGGAUGCUGGAGCCCUGCUGCCUUUGGGAAGGUGGCAGGAGGGCUACCCUUCUGGGGACUGACCGCACACCACUGAUGGGAUGUAUCUUUGAACUAUAAUAAUGUCUUUUGUUUGUCUGGAUGGAGGGGGAAGCGAAAGCGAAUUAUGUCCAUGCACAGGAACUUCUGGCUUGAGUGGUUCAACAACAUCUGGAAGGACAAAGAGAGAGCUGUUUCACCCACUUUAAUCAGGAACAUAGGAAACUUCCUUUUACAGAGGCCACACCUAGCACCGACUGGCAACUGAUCUUCAGGGUUUCAAGCUGGUUUCUCUCCCAUGCCUACCUGGAGAUGCUGGGGCACUGAAAACAGAACCUUCCAUGUGCAGAGCAGAUGCUCCAGAUGUGCAGAGCUAUGGCCUUUCCAUCAUCCUAAAGUUCUGGUAUAUGCUUGAAACUGUCCCACAACACAAGGACAGUCUGAGGGUACACUUGGUAGCUGUUGACUGGGACUUUCAACAUGAAAGAGACAGUUGACUAGACAAAUAGUUGUUCAUCAUAAAGGAUUUGCUGAAAAAUGAGAGCACUGGAAAACCCACCAUGGCUAGGUCUUGUUUCUUAGAAAUACAGUGAUACCUUGGUUCCCAAACUCAAUCCGUUCUGGAAGUCCAUUUGACUUGGAAAACGUUCGAAAAUCAAGCCGCAGCUUCUGAUUGGCCCCAGAAACAAUGCCGACAGCUGAAAUGAACAUUUGUCUUCCAAAAAAACGUUUGCAAACCGGAACACUUACUUCUGGGUUUGCGGCAUUUGGGAGCCAAGCCGUUUGGGAACCAAGGUACCACUGUACUGUGUUCCCUGCUCUACCAUCCAUUAGGAAGUUCCUUACCACUUUCUCUCCUGUUGGGAGUUCUGAAGUAAUGUUUCUGUCAUAAAAGAGGUUCUGGGAACCUGGCCGUAUGGAAAGAGCUGCGGGAGAGAGAAGGGGUCAAACUGCUUCAUGCUUCCCAGAUAAGUGAUGGCUUCCAACCCUAUCAUUUGAAUCUCAGUAGUUUAGCUGAUUUAAAAAAAGAAAAAUUUAAAAAAUACGUAAGCUCAAAACUGGUCACUUGUGCACUAAUGUUGACUUGGUUCUCACUGAGGCAGUCAAUCAGUAUGUGGGUUCUGCCACUUCACGCGGCAGGUGAGGGCUUAAAUGACUGAAUGCUCUUCACCCCCACACCCCAAGCCCCACUGCAUAGAAAACUAACUGUCAUCUACCCCCUCCAUCUCCGACCUGGCAGAUGGUGUGAGCAUCUUUUUACGUUAUGUCCAGGGUUUUUUUUGCCCGUUGAGCAUUGAUCCAGUGCAGCAGUCCGCUGCAACUUUUCUCAAGGUGAGUUUCCGAUGCCUUCUCAUCCUCAAAGGAUGGCUGCAAAUUCCUCAGUGGAUCCCAUUUCUCCAGAACACUAACCUCCCCAGAAACAAAACAAGAUGGAUAUUUAUUAAAUAGACAGUGCCUUUUAAUCUCCCUGCAAACAAAUCAAGAUGGAUGCUCCAUAAACAUGCCAAUCUGAAGUGCCCUCAGUGAGCAAUAAGACUGUAGAAUCAGUUAAUGCAUUUGCAACCUUUCACUGAACUUGCCAACUGCAGUUUAGUCCCCAGAGUGUAAAAAUGCUCUUUGAGGUUAAUCCUUGACUUGAACAUCUCCUUCCCACCAGAGGGUGUUGUAGUAGUUAAAUAGCAUUUUUCGCCAACAGUUUUAAGAAGUCCUUGAUGCUAAAUGAUGAUGGAAUAGAAAGAAGUCAAGCUGCGGCAUGAUCUGAGAGGGUCAAUACAGCACAAUGCUUGUCUUGGUUUGUAAAAUUCCACACUUUAUUUACUGUGGGAUGCUGAGAGUUGCAUGGCAACUGGAUUUUGUAUGCACGAAGGCUAAGCAAAUGUUUCUCCGUGUGUAAUGAAGUGUAAUUUCUAUUGUUUACUGCACUUAUCGUAUUUGCUGCAAUGUGGAAUCCGUUGCAUGUCAGUUACAGAAAACAUCAGAAAGUGUUUAUUUUUGAUAAUAUAAAUUCAGAGAUUGGACAGUGAAGCCAUGUGUUUAUGUGCUAGGGGUCUCAUUCCAGAAUUUUGCCAAGGGGAUUUCUAGCACUUAGCCCAAUCCAGCUUGAGAAAGGUUGCUGUGUUCUAGCUGAGCAGCAGAUGGAGAGAGAAUUAACAUGUGCCCGAUGUGAACCAUUUGAGAAUUAUUGCCAGGGUGAGCUUAUAGGUUUGUUGUUCUAUGUUUCUUUAAGCCAGGCUUCCUCAACCUUCGGCCCUCCAGAUGUUUUGAGACUACAAUUCCCAGCAUCCCUGACCACUGGUCCUGCUAGCUAAGGAUCAUGGGAGUUGUAGGCCAAAAAUAUCUAGAGAGCCGAGGUUGAGGUAGCCUGCUUUAAGCCCAGAGUUGAUUGCUUUUUUAUGAUUUUGAGCCCCUCUGCAUUAAGAACAGCUUCUCUGACUGAUAACCAAGGUGAAGGUUAAUGGGGAUUCUUAAAAAGUGUUUACUAACUUGGGCCAGUUAAACACUCUGAUAAUUAAGUGGAAAUCACAAAGUUCUGCAACAGCUUAUAGGUCAUCAUCGCUGGGUGGAAUAUCCCAGAAGUUUGGAGCAGUGCUCCUCUGACUUCUAACUUGUACACUGACAGGCUAAUUUGGUUAUGAUUGUGGUUGGAGUGAAAGGGUUUGGGGUGUGUGAUUCCCAUUCCUGUGUCCCAGGGAGCUGAGUCUGAGAUCAGUGUUCCUUCAAACAUUUUUCUUUCAUGCCCUCAGACUAUCAUCAGUGUAGGCCAGGCACCCCCAAACUGCGUCCCUCCAGAUGUUUUGGCCUACAACUCCCAUGAUCCCUAGCUAACAGGACCAGUGGUUGGGGAAGAUGGGAAUUGUAGUCCAAAGCAUCUGGAGGGCUGAAGUUUGGGGAUGCCUGGUGUAGGCAUCUGUUUUUAAUGGGGUUGUUUAAGCAGGACAUGCACUCAAACUGGGACCAUAGUUGAUCUCCUAUUCUACUUUAAAGCUGAAAUCCCACCAACAGAUUUAUAUGUUAAGGUUAGAGGUUGCUCCAAAUUAAUAGCCACCCAACAAAGAAUGGCAAAUAUCUAACAAGGAUGUGUGGAGAAUUCUCUGCAUAGGAAAAUGCUGUAUUUUUUUGCUCCAUAAGAUGCACCUGACCAUAAGAUGCACCUAGUUUUUAGAGGAGGAAAACAAGAAAAAAAUAUCGGGAGGAGAGUGAUCCCCACAGAGGCUUGGGAGGUUAGGGAGGGAAGCUGAGCACCUGCCAGCCAUAUGGUUGGCGGGGUGCAGCUUCCAUCCUAAGCCUCUGCAGGGAUCGCUCUCCUCCCGUGGAGGCUUCAGAGGCUUUCCUUCUCCCCACUUUUUUCUCCCCCCUCCCCAAGCAGCACAGGCCCCUUUUCCAGCCUCCUUCUCUUCCAUCCCUUUCGCCCAAACUCAGGCGACGUCUGCAAUUUCUUCCCUUCGCUGCUGCCUCUCCUUUGCCCUCUACCAUGACUCUCCACUCACGGCAACCUACCUCUUCUCCCUUCGCCCCACUUCUCUGUCCCCCUACCCUCCGCCCUUUUCCUCUCCCCUCUCGGCAGCUUCCUCUUCUCGCCAUCCUCCGGCCAACAUCCCCGGAGCCAUCAGGGGAAAGGGGAGGCUGUUGGCAAAGCCUCUCUCAAAGAGAGCAGCCCGGGAGCGUGAGGCAAUGUCGCACAGCCUGCCCACCGCUCCCAAACCUUCCUGGGGGUUCAGGGGAAAGGGGAGGCCGCCGGCAACCCAGGAGGGCAGGGCAACGGCACGCGCCGCACUCGGGAGAUUCGGCUCCAGGGACCACACAUUCGCUCCACAAGACGCACAGACAUUUCCCCUUACUUUUUAGGAGGAAAAAAGUGUGUCUGAUGGAGCGAAAAAUACGGUAAUCCAAAGGACAAGAUGGAAGGUGCUGAUUAAGCUGUGGCAGGACUGACAAGGCCUUUGUGAACAGCAGCCAAACAUCAGCCUGGCAUACAGUGGUACCUUCGUUCUCAAACUUAAUCCAUUCUGGAAGUCCGUUCCAAAAUCAAGGCACGCUUUCCCAUAGAAAGUAAUGCAAAAUGGAUUAAUCCAUUCCAGACUUUUAAAAACAACCCCUAAAACAGCAAUUUAACAUGAAUUUUACUAAUGAGACAAUUUAUCCAUAAAAUGAAAACAAUGUACUGUACUAUAAAAUAAAUAAGACAGUAUUGUAUAUGAUAAAAAUUAAAAUUGUUUUUCUUACCUGCACUAAUGAAUAGUCAUUGUUUGGAUGGGGGGCUUUUAUCCAUUUCCGCAGUCACACAAUCAAUCAGUAGCUGAACUGGGUUCCACACAGUCAUAAAAACAAAUGAACAAAAAAAAAAUCCUCAAAAACAAAAACACAAAAUAAAUAGCAAAAACAAAAGUGCCAAACUUGAUCCAUUCUGGAAGUCUGACUUCCGAAAUGUUCGAAAACCAAGGCGCAGCUUCUGAUUGGUGCAGGUACCCCGGCAACAAUACCUGACAGCCACAUCAGACAUUCGGCUUCCGAAAAAUGUUCAAAAACUGGAACACUUCUGGGUUUUUGGCAUUUGGGAACCAAGUCAUUUGAGUACCACGGUGUUUGAGAACCAAGGUACCACUGUACAAUGCUGUGGCAAUAAACCCCCAAAAGCCAAUACAUUUAUGGUAUACAUAAAAACACAUUGUUCUGAAGACACAGGAGAUAAUGGCAUUUCCCUACUCAGCAUGUAAUGAUCACACACAGCAAUACGUUUGGAACCAUGUUUGAUGCUGUUAACAAAUUUUGUCAGUGCAAUGUUCAAAAUUCACUAGGCGUAUUUUGCACUUGCAACCGAGUGAAGAUGUCUGGGUGCCAGCAUGGCACUUGACAUCUCCACCAUCUGGAGGUGCUUGCCUGGGGAUCUUGACUAUUUCCACACACUAACACCACCACCUGUAGAAUUCUAUCCAUGAUCUUUUAUCUGCGCGAGCAGAACAAAUUUCAGGGACCAAAAAAGUGUUGAAAAAAUACGACUUUUGAGCUGUCUUGCCCCAAAAUGGCAACUAGACAUUCCAUUUUGGCGACUGCGACCCUGGUUUAAGGAUCCAUUUGGCGCCUAGCUUAUAUAUCUGAGUUUCUAACACUGCCACUGCCAGUCGUUUGGUGGGCCUGAUGUACCCCAAAGACCACAGCUUUGCCACACCUGGUUGAGGUACCUAAUUGCAGUACUUGGGUGAAUGGAAGUGGCUCUUGCCAACAGACAGCAGCUCCUUGAGUCCAGGGGGGCUCGUGGCUGUUUCCCAAGGAAGUCCAUCUUUCUGCUGAACACACUUUUCCAGAAUAUUUGUGAUCUGUGGGACACAGGCCAUGAGGAGUCUUGAGUCAAAGGGUUUCCUGUCCUCUGCGCGAUGAACAUCCCAGUCCCACCAGGCUUUUUGUUGACCUUCACCUUACCCCUUAGCACUGAGCUCUUUUAUUUUUUGACUCCCGAAGCCAAGCUAAACAGAAAAACUCUGUUGCAAAGUACUAUUUAAUGUUACCAUUUCCAUAACACCAGAAGGGCUUUUUUAAAAAAAGCCGCUUAUGUGUGCAACUUGUCUGUCUAACUGAGAACUACUGAACAUUAAUAAACUAGGGCUUGAGUAAUUCCUUUUUGAUAAAUGAAGCAGUGUGGCUUUUUUUGGGUCCUGUUGGAAAUGCAAGAGACUCCGAGAUGAAGCAAACUUUUGGGGAAGGAGGCAGGACUGGCUCUGCUUGUCUUGGCUUCCUUGAAUGGCUUUCAGCCUGAAAUCAAAUACUGGGAGCACGGGGAAAGCUGGCUUCUGAAGUCAUGAUUGUACUCUGAACCUCAUCCUAAGGGUCCUGCUCUCUUAAUAGAGCUCCUUUUCAUGUGAAACUCUGGCGUCAGGCAACACGGAAGCCCAUUUGUAAACACUCUCUUCAUCAUAGGACAUCACACAAAAGUUGGCUUCCUAGAAUACUCUUAGAAAGCUAGUUGAACUGUGGGCACUUCCUGGGUUGGCGUAAUCUGGUUACGUUGUAUGAUGGCUAUACGUCUGUUGAGAAUUUCUCCAAUUCAGAGCUUGACUGUUCUACAUGUUGGAUUUGUUUCCCAAACUCUAAUUAAAAACAAGAGAUCCACACAUUUUUUGUGGCUCUCUGCAGCUCUCCCCCAGGUACAUGUAGGGUUGCAGCCUCAUAUAACCAUAGCAUGUCUAAUUAGUGCUGGAAGGGGUUAAACCAUAGAGUAAGCUGUCCUGCCAGGCUUAGCCUGUGUCAUCACUUCCCACUUUGAGGGGAAAUGGGUCACCAAGCCUUUGUUAGGUCUCUCCAUGUGGAAUUCAGUAUGCAAGGAGUUCUGAGCGCAUGCUUUAACCCAGUGUUUCCCAACCUUGUGCCUCCAGAUGUUUUGGGACUACAACUCCCAUCAUCCCUAGCUAGCAACACCAGUGGUCAGGAAUGAUGGGAAUUGUAGUCCGAAAACAUCUGGAGGCACAAGGUUGGGAAACACUGCUUUAACCAACCCCUUUUUGUUUCAGACCAGAAAGUACUGUAGUCUGAAACAAGUGUUUUCCCUACCAGUAGUUUUAAAACACUUAUAUUUCAUAACUAACCAAUGUUUUGACUGCCUGUGCAUCUUUUCUGACUGCUGCGUAGGAAAGAGUUUUGUGUAUGAAGAGUUAUGUAAGUAAACCAUUUGUGUGGGUCUGUCAAUAAGCUUGGGGAGUGGGAUAGCUUGGAAAGAGCUUUUAAAAGGGGACAUUUUGGGACUCACUGGAAGGGCACAUUUUAAAGGUUUUACAGACUAUAUUCCCAUGCUUUUCUUUGCUGCAUGUUUUG
Messenger RNA from Zootoca vivipara (common lizard), 9083 nucleotides. RefSeq names its product hydroxyacid oxidase 1 (gene HAO1). Lineage: Eukaryota; Metazoa; Chordata; Lepidosauria; Squamata; Lacertidae. The record is from RefSeq and is a predicted model, not a curated record. Gene Ontology annotation, molecular function: FMN binding; oxidoreductase activity.